GAAAAGGGGGGGUACAUAUUUUUAACAUUUUCGCCCUCAUUUUAUGUUUCUGCUUUUGUGAUAAACCGUUGCUCAUGCUCUCUUUCAGCGAUGGUACAUGUUACUGGCCAAGGGCUUCGAUAUCCAGCGACGAUCAACUAUCCUUUCGAGAAAGGUCCACUUAGCCCAAGAUUUCGGGGUGAACAUGUAUUAAGACGAUAUCCGUCUGGUGAAGAGCGGUGUAUUGCAUGUAAACUAUGUGAAGCGAUUUGUCCAGCUCAGGCAAUUACGAUCGAAGCCGAAGAACGUCCUGACGGUAGCCGUCGCACGAUCCGUUAUGAUAUCGACAUGUGCAAAUGCAUUUACUGUGGCUUGUGCCAAGAAGCGUGUCCUGUGGAUGCAAUAGUCGAGGGUCCCAACUUUGAGUUUUCGACCGAAACCCGUGAAGAACUGAUGUACAACAAAGAGAAGCUCUUGAACAACGGCGACAUAUGGGAAGUGGAGAUUGCUGCCAACAUGCAAGCUGACUAUCUCUAUCGGUGA
Molecule: messenger RNA, 522 nt
Organism: Soboliphyme baturini
Lineage: Eukaryota; Metazoa; Nematoda; Enoplea; Dioctophymatida; Soboliphymatidae
Source: the annotation of a GenBank genome assembly